Messenger RNA from Egretta garzetta (little egret), 4732 nucleotides. RefSeq names its product ATP binding cassette subfamily C member 3 (gene ABCC3). The coding region runs from base 1 to 4662 and encodes 1553 amino acids. The record is from RefSeq and is a predicted model, not a curated record. Gene Ontology annotation, cellular component: membrane. Gene Ontology annotation, biological process: transmembrane transport. The transcript has 31 exons. NCBI's taxonomy places the organism in Eukaryota, Metazoa, Chordata, Aves, Pelecaniformes, Ardeidae. Gene Ontology annotation, molecular function: ATP hydrolysis activity; ATP binding; ABC-type transporter activity.
AUGCUGGCAAAGGACAGCUUGGCAAGUCGCUUACUGAUGCGAAGGCUGCUGGGACUGCAACGGAGAGAUUCAAAUCUUUCAAUACACACUGAUAAUCCAGAUCUGACACCGUGUUUCCAGAAUACCAUCCUAGCAUGGAUCCCUAGCAUUUAUCUAUGGAGUGCAUUACCCUUUUAUCUUCUCUACCUGAAGCACAACAAUAGAGGGUACAUCGUGCUUUCCAUGUUGAGCAGGUUCAAGACGCUGUUUGGUGUCCUGCUGUGGUGCGUGAGCUGGGCAGAUCUCUUCUACUCUUUCCACGAGCUUCUGCAAAACAGGACGCCUCCACCAGUCUAUUUUGUAACUCCAUUGAUCGUUGGCAUCACUGUGCUGUUAGCUACAUUGCUUAUUCAAUACGAAAGGCUGAGAGGAGUUCAGUCCUCUGGAGUGCUUAUUAUCUUCUGGUUUUUGUCAGUGCUCUGUGCCGUGGGGCCUUUCCGGUCUAAGAUCAUGACUACAGCAGCACAGGGCCAUGUAAAUGAAAGGUUCAGGUUUACCACAUUUUACAUCUACUUUGCUUUGAUAAUCAUUGAGUUGAUCCUUUCAUGUUUUAAAGAAAAGCCUCCAUUUUUUUCCCCUGUUAAUACAGAUCCUAAUCCAUGUCCAGAGCUAACUUCAGGCUUCCUGUCAAGAUUGACAUUUUGGUGGUUUACAAGCAUGGCAAUUCUUGGGUACAAAAGGCCCCUUGAAGAUAAAGAUUUGUGGUCGCUGAAUGAAGAUGAUACUUCAAAAAUUAUUGUGCAACAACUAAGUAAAGAGUGGGACAAAGAAAAAGCAGAGUGCAAACAGAAAGAAGAUGUGACAUAUAUGAAGAAAUCUAACCAUGUGCUGAAUCAUGUUGGUGAUGGUCCAGAGGAAGCAGAAGUUCUGAUCAGAGACAAGAAGCACAGUAGAAAGCCUUCUUUUCUCAAAGCUUUGUUGAGGACCUUUGGGCCGUACUUCUUAAUCGGCUCCUUCUUCAAGCUGAUACAAGACCUACUUUCUUUCGUCAACCCUCAACUGUUAAGUGUAUUAAUCGGCUUCAUUAAGAACAAAGAUGCCCCAGCCUGGUGGGGAUUUUUGAUUGCGGCUUUGAUGUUUAUCUGUGCUGUGCUGCAGACACUCAUACUUCACCAGCAUUUCCAGUACUGCUUCGUUACUGGGAUGAGGCUGAGAACUGGGAUCACUGGAGUUAUAUACCGAAAGUCCUUAGUCAUCACAAACUCAGCGAAGCGCUCAUCUACUGUUGGAGAAAUUGUCAACUUGAUGUCAGUGGAUGCCCAACGUUUCAUGGACCUGAUGACUUUCCUGAACAUGUUGUGGUCUGCACCGCUCCAGAUAUUUCUGGCUUUGUAUUUCCUCUGGCAGACUUUAGGGCCUUCUGUGCUGGCAGGAGUUGCUGUGAUGGUUUUACUUAUCCCAUUUAACUCUGCAAUAGCAAUGAAAACCAGAACAUUCCAGGUGGAACAAAUGCGACAUAAAGACUCCCGCAUUAAAUUAAUGAAUGAGAUUCUGGGUGGCAUAAAGGUGCUGAAGCUGUAUGCUUGGGAACCAUCGUUUUCAGAAAAAGUGUUGGAGAUACGAAAGAAUGAGCUGCGAGUGUUGAAAAAAUCUGCCUAUCUCAAUUCUUUGUCCACCUUUGCGUGGAUCAGCGCACCAUUCCUGGUAGCAUUGACGACAUUUGCUGUGUAUGUCUCGGUGGAUGAAAAGAAUAUCCUGGAUGCAGAAAAGGCUUUUGUCUCCCUCUCCUUGUUUAAUAUCUUAAAGUUUCCCCUCAAUAUGCUUCCACAAGUCAUUAGCAACAUUGCGCAGACAAGCGUUUCCCUAAAGAGAAUUCAGCAAUUCCUGAGUCAUGAUGAGCUUGAUCCAAAUUGUGUGGAAACAAAAAUGAUUGCACCAGGCAAUGCCAUCAGUGUAACAAAUGCGACGUUCAGCUGGGGAAAGGAGCUUAAGCCAUCUUUGAAAGAUAUAAAUAUGUUGGUCCCCAGUGGUGCUUUGGUUGCCGUUGUUGGCCAUGUUGGCUGUGGGAAAUCUUCUCUGGUGUCUGCUCUCCUGGGUGAAAUGGAAAAGCUGGAAGGAGAAGUGGCUGUGAAGGGUUCUGUUGCUUAUGUGCCUCAACAAGCCUGGAUCCAGAAUGCCACGCUGAAAGAUAACAUUUUGUUUGGCCAAGCUCCUAAUGAACAAAAAUACCAAAAUGUCCUGGAGGCCUGUGCUUUAAAAACUGACCUGGAAGUGCUGCCAGGAGGAGAUCAGACUGAGAUAGGAGAGAAGGUAAUUUUUUUUUUUUUUCCGAGUCAGACCUGCUUGGUAAUUCCUGUUCUGUCUAAAGAGAGAGUACUAGUGAGCCUCGCUCGUGCAGUGUACAGCAACUCUGACAUCUACCUAUUAGAUGAUCCUCUGUCUGCUGUGGACUCACAUGUUGCAAAGCACAUCUUUGACAAAGUUAUUGGUCCAGAUGGGGUACUUAAAGGAAAAACCCGAAUUCUGGUGACCCAUGGCAUCAGCUUCCUGCCUCAGGUAGACCAUAUAGUUGUCUUGGUAGAUGGCAAAAUCUCUGAAAUGGGAUCUUACCAAGACCUUCUGAAACAAAACAAGGCCUUUGCAGAAUUCCUGCGAAAUUAUGCACUCGAUGAAGACAUUGAAGAGGACGAACCAACAAUGCUGGAGGAGGAAGAAGUCCUGCUAGCUGAAGACACCCUCAGCAUCCACACAGAUCUGGCAGAUAACGAACCAGUGACAAAUGAGGUCCGCAAACAGUUUCUUAGGCAACUUAGUGUAAUAUCUUCUGAGGGAGGAGAAUGUCCCAACAAAAUGUCAACGAAACGAAGAGUCUGUGAAAAGAAGCCAGCAGAGCCUCCUCUGCCAAGAAAAAAUCCGAACGAGAAACUUAUUCAGGCUGAAACCACUGAAACAGGAACGGUAAAGCUAACGGUGUUCUGGCAAUACAUGAAGGCUGUUAGCCCUGUCCUUUCUUUAGUGAUAUGUUUCCUAUAUUGCUGUCAAAAUGCUGCUGCCAUUGGGGCCAAUGUGUGGCUCAGUGACUGGACCAACGAGCCGGUGAUAAAUGGGACUCAGCACAACACAGCCAUGCGAAUUGGAGUCUACGCUGCCUUGGGCCUCUUGCAAGGCCUCAUAGUACUCAUCUGCUCCUUUACCUUGGCCAUGGGAGGCAUUAAUGCAGCCCGGACACUCCACGCUGCUCUGCUGGAGAACAAAUUUCACACCCCGCAGUCCUUCUAUGACACCACCCCAACCGGCCGAAUCAUCAACCGCUUUUCGAAGGACAUCUACGUGAUUGAUGAAGUAAUCCCGCCGACUAUCUUGAUGUUCCUCGGAACGUUCUUCACCUCUUUAUCGACGAUGAUUGUAAUUAUAGCAAGUACUCCACUCUUCGCUGUGGUUAUAGUUCCACUUGCAAUUCUGUACUUCUUUGUUCAGCGAUUCUACGUAGCUACCUCCCGCCAGCUGAAGCGCCUGGAGUCUGUGAGCAGAUCUCCCAUCUACUCACACUUCUCAGAAACAGUAUCAGGGGCCAGUGUCAUCAGAGCCUACAGAAGAGUGAAGUCUUUUGUAGACAUCAGUGAUCUGAAGAUGGAUGAAAAUCAGAAGAGUUACUAUCCUGGCAUAGUAUCAAACAGGUGGCUGGGCGUUCGAGUUGAAUUUGUGGGGAAUUGUGUUGUCCUUUUUGCUGCCCUUUUUGCUGUGAUUGGUAAAAACAGCCUGAAUGCUGGCUUGGUAGGACUUUCAGUAUCUUAUGCGUUACAGGUGACCUUGUCUCUGAAUUGGAUGGUCCGAAUGACUUCUGAACUUGAAACUAACAUUGUGGCUGUUGAAAGAAUAAAAGAAUAUUCAGAAACUGAAACAGAGGCUCCCUGGGUCAUUGAGGGCAAGAGUCCCCCAGAAGACUGGCCAUCCAGGGGAGAGCUGGAGUUUGUGAAUUACUCAGUGAGGUACAGGAAGGGCCUGGAUCUAGUGCUGAAGGGUCUAAACCUCAAAGUGCACGGUGGAGAAAAGAUUGGAAUUGUUGGCAGAACCGGAGCAGGAAAGUCCUCCAUGACGCUCUGUCUCUUUAGGAUCUUGGAAGCUGUAAAAGGGGAAAUUAAAAUUGAUGGUGUGAAAAUUUCAGAGAUUGGUCUCCAUGACCUUCGAUCGAGGCUAACUAUUAUUCCUCAGGAUCCUGUUCUCUUUUCUGGAACACUGAGGAUGAACCUGGAUCCAUUUAAUAAAUACACUGAUGAAGAAAUAUGGAAAGCUCUUGAGUUGUCUCAUUUGAAGAGGUUUGUCAGCAGUCAGCCAUCCAUGUUGGACUAUGAAUGCUCAGAAGGUGGAGAAAAUCUUAGCGUCGGCCAAAGGCAGCUCGUCUGUCUGGCGAGAGCGCUGCUUCGCAAGACAAGAAUCUUGAUCCUAGACGAAGCGACAGCAGCUAUCGAUCUCGAGACGGAUGAUCUUAUCCAGGCGACGAUUAGGACCCAGUUUGAAGACUGCACGGUGCUGACAAUAGCACACAGGCUGAACACAAUUAUGGAUUACACGAGGGUUCUUGUCCUAGACAACGGAACCAUAGCUGAAUUCGAUACACCUGCAAGCCUUAUAGCAUCAAAGGGUAUUUUCUACAGUAUGGCCAAAGACGCGGGACUAGCGUGAAGAGACGACCCCUUGGGUUUUUGGUUUGGGUUUGGUUUUUUUGUUUUGUUUUGUUUUUUUAACAUUACUG